Messenger RNA from Lycium ferocissimum, 1101 nucleotides. RefSeq names its product probable glutathione S-transferase. The record is from RefSeq and is a predicted model, not a curated record. Gene Ontology annotation, molecular function: glutathione transferase activity. NCBI's taxonomy places the organism in Eukaryota, Viridiplantae, Streptophyta, Magnoliopsida, Solanales, Solanaceae. Gene Ontology annotation, cellular component: cytoplasm. Gene Ontology annotation, biological process: glutathione metabolic process. Bases 95 to 757 code for a protein of 220 amino acids. The transcript is spliced from 2 exons.
UCCUUCUAUAUAAGAAGCCCAUAAUUCAAGAGAGAACCACCACUGAAAUUCCCUAUAACAUAGUAAACUAGCAAAUAAUAACCAAAGUUGUGAGAUGGCAGAAGUGAAGUUGCUCGGUUUUUGGUACAGCCCGUUUAGUCACAGAGUUGAGUGGGCUCUAAAAAUUAAGGGGGUAAAAUAUGAAUAUAUAGAAGAAGAUAGAAAUAGCAAGAGCCCUCUACUUCUUCAAUCUAAUCCAGUUCACAAGAAAAUUCCAGUGCUCAUUCACAAUGGCAAGCCUAUUUGUGAGUCUAUGGUUAUUCUUGAAUACAUUGAUGAGACAUUUGAAGGCCCAUCCAUCUUGCCAAAAGACCCUUAUGACCGAGCUUUAGCCCGUUUCUGGGUCAAGUUCCUUGAUGAUAAGAUAGCAGCUAUGAUCAAAACUUUCUUUCGCAAAGGAGAGGAGCAAGAGAAAGGUAAAGAGGAAGUUUGUGAGAUGCUGAAAGUUCUUGACAAUGAGCUCAAGGAUAAGAAGUUCUUUGUGGGUGAUAAAUUUGGUUUUGCUGAUAUGGCUGCAAAUUUGGUGGGGCUUUGGCUAGGAGUUUUUGAAGAAGCCUCUGGACUUGUUCCAUUAGUGACAAGUGAAAAAUUUCCAAAUUUUUGUGCUUGGAGAGAUGAGUACAUUAACUGCAGCCAAGUCAAGGAAUAUCUACCUCCAAGACGAGAUGAGUUGGUUGCUUUUUUCCAAGCUCGAGCUCGUGCUGCUGCUAAAAAAUGAAGACUGAUCAUGUGUCGGAAUGAAAUUACGAAUCUACGAUGACUUCCGUAGAUUCAAUUAUGUACACGUAUGCAAAAGAAAAUAAAUUAAAUUAUAUGUUUUAAUAAGAUUAAGCUCGUUCAGAAUUAAAACUACUUGUUAGAAAAAGCUAAGCUUAGCCAGCUAGUUUUUUUUGUUUUUUUUAUUAUUAUUUUUUUAUUUUUAAUUUCUCAGUUGGGCUUAGCCAGCUAGUAACAUAUCAGGAAGUGUGUCGAGUUACUGUUGUAAUUUAAUUUAUUAGCUGGUAAGUGAUUGUAUAAUAAUAAAGACAUAAUACAUAAAUAGACCCUAAAUUUAGCUUCAGU